Aspergillus sclerotioniger CBS 115572 is the source of this 1020-nucleotide messenger RNA. RefSeq lists its product as uncharacterized. The record is from RefSeq and is a predicted model, not a curated record. NCBI's taxonomy places the organism in Eukaryota, Fungi, Ascomycota, Eurotiomycetes, Eurotiales, Aspergillaceae. Bases 101 to 778 code for a protein of 225 amino acids. The transcript is spliced from 3 exons.
CUACUGGUAGGUUGCCUCGAUCGCAUCCGGCGCGGCUGUAUCCGUGGCGGCCACCCAUGGCCUGGGGAGAUCCAAUGCCUCGGACAGAGAGCUCGUUAUCAUGCAGAAGGCCUUUCUUGCCAUGGAGGUCUUUUACAUGUUGACCCUCACCCUGGGCAAGUUAUCGGUCAUGGUUCUCUUCUACAGUCUCCUCUCGUCAACCGGUCGGUCGGGACCCGUUCUGGUCGCCAUGGGUGUGCUCCUGGCUUGGACUCUGGCGAUGAUAUUUGUUAUAUGCUUUCAAUGUCAUCUUCCUGAUGUCUGGAACCUCACCGAAGGCACUUGUUUGGACCUGACCGCGGUGUGGGCCUUUGUCGGAGCCGCGAAUAUUCUCGUCGAAAUAGUUAUCGUCCUAGUCCCAUCGGUCAUCAUCGCUCGAGUCCAGAUGAGUUUGAAGAAGCGUCUGGUGGUUAUUGGCUGCUUCAGCGUUCGAAUCAUGGACAUUGCGGUGACCUCCACCCAACUGCAUUAUGUCAAUGCAUUCGGCCGUGCCCCGCUACCCCUCAAUAUCUGGGAAUGGGUUAUGUGCAGUCAAGUGCUCCAGACCGUGACCAUUCUGACUGCCUGUGUGCCUUAUCUUCGCGAAUUCCUCGAGGCAUUCCCCAGUGGCAUGUUUCAGCCGCUCGAGGGGGGACAAAAGGUUACACGGCAGACCUACGAUGGGAACAAGUCUAUGGAUAGCGAUGUAGAACUAGUAAUGCGAGAUGAAUCGGCCAGUAAAACUAGCCAGAAAGCUUGAAUAUAAGACCAAGACUGGAUACAUGAGACCCUCUCCGUAGUUCUACCCAGCCAGCCACCUGCUUAGCCAUUGUCUAUUUGUUGAUCCCAUUAUCUAUUUGUUGAUCGCGGCAACGGUGAUUUCGUCGAAGGGCUCGGCAACGGCGCCGGCAUCGCGCUCGUUGAGGUUGGCCAGAGGGGCACCGAUGACGGCCGUAGCCAGAGCGAGGAGGAGGAUGGAGAAACGCAUUGUGUUGGUUUGGA